AUGGCCUGCAACUCUUUAAACCACGACCCUCAAGACAGCUACGGCCCGGGGACGGUUGUUGAUACGGACUUCCUACCACUUCCAGCGGAAUGCCGUAGGCUAUUACGCAUCUUCGCCGCGAGAACGCCUGGAUUUACGAAAGAUAACACUCUCCUCGAUGGAGUAGUGUUCCAUGGCGACGAUCUGCCGUGUAUCCCAGGACCCAUCAAGUCUCAAGCUGUUACCGCAGUUCUGCAUGCUAUGGUCGGAAUUGUUGGUCUAGAGAUCCUUCACCUGCGUGGUAUCAGCACCAGUACCGUUACCCUCGUCGACAUCAACCACGCAGGGUUAUACCCAGCUACUGCAGCGCUGGUCAACAUCGAUGGACACACAGGCCCAAGUGUCAUCAACCUGCCAACCGUGCCUCAAUGGGAUAAGGACCGCGCUUCUAAUUCACCGCUCGUGUACCGUGCGACGGCCAUAUAUGAGACAGCCGAUAAAGGCGUCUGGUUCCAGCUUCACGGCUCGCUCGAUUCGUGGAAGACUCUGGCCCUCCUUGGCAUAGGCAAGGAUCUCGAUGCCGAGAUCCGCACCAACGACACCGCGUAUGCGCUUAUCCAGGACCGCGUGCGCAAAUACCGUGCACGCGAAAUUGAGCAGCUCAUGGUUGCGAAGGGUUUCUCGGGCUCCAUCGUGUUUUCACCCGAGGGGUGGCUUCAGACUGAGAUGGGUCGGUCUCUUGCCCGACACCCGCUCAUCAACUAUCGGCAGCAGACACAAUGUCCCAUCCUUGAGCCUCCACUUUUCUCAAAAGUCGAUGACAAGCGACCCCUAGCUGGGAUCAAGGUUGUCGAAUUGGUCCGCAUUAUAGCUGGGACGGCCGCCGGCGCUGCCCUUGCCUCAAUGGGUGCCGAGGUCAUCCGGGUCAACUCGUCGAAACUCAAGGACUAUACUCCGGCGCAACCUUCCUCACUAAUGGCGGGCAAGAUAGCCAUCGACUUAGACUUAGAGGACCCCGCCGACCAUAAAAGGCUGACCCGUCUCUUUGAGCAAGCCGAUGUCAUCCUACAGGGCUACCGGCUGCGCUCCCUCGAGCGCCGUGGUUUCGGGUUGCAAGCUGCACUUGAGAUGGCAAACAAGCGGGGAAAAGGCAUCAUCUACGUGGACGAGAACUGCUAUGGGCCAGAUGGAUACUAUGCAGAGCGACCGGGUUGGCAGCAAGUCGCGGACGCAGCAGCCGGUUCUUCAUACGUCAUGGGCCAGUCGUUCGGUUGCCCGCCAGGUCAAGGUGUGCUGCCCAGCUUGCCUAUAUCGGACAUGUCAACGGGCAUCUUGAUGGCUCUCACCGUCAUGUGCGCCAUUCGAGACCGUGCCAAGUUCGGUGGCUCGUACCAUGGUCAUGCCUCUCUUACGGCAUAUAACAUGGCUACAUUAGACCCAGAUGUGCGGUUGUAUCAACGACAGGUCGUUCAGAUGAUCAAUGACAAGUAUCGAUUUCCGGUGUGGUCCAGCGACGCACAUGUGGCGCCCCUGUACUAUUCCAUCUUGGACGCGUGGGACAAAAACAGCGAUCUAAUCCAAGACGAAAAGUACUAUGUGCAUUUCUCGGAUUCAGAAUUUGGCACCGACCUGCGAGUCCUGGCGCCAGUUGUGAAAUAUGCUAAACAGGAGUGCUCCCCUAGGUGGGAUAGCCCACCUGUGUCUUUCUGUCACCAUCAGUUCCGAGACUUUUCAGAAAUCUAA
Molecule: messenger RNA, 1722 nt
Organism: Aspergillus oryzae RIB40
Lineage: Eukaryota; Fungi; Ascomycota; Eurotiomycetes; Eurotiales; Aspergillaceae
Exons: 1
Coding region: 1-1722 (573 amino acids)
Molecular function (GO): catalytic activity
Source: RefSeq, a predicted model, not a curated record